Didymella exigua CBS 183.55 is the source of this 1764-nucleotide messenger RNA. Its product is annotated as Zinc/iron permease. Lineage: Eukaryota; Fungi; Ascomycota; Dothideomycetes; Pleosporales; Didymellaceae. Gene Ontology annotation, cellular component: plasma membrane. The coding region runs from base 151 to 1413 and encodes 420 amino acids. The record is from RefSeq and is a predicted model, not a curated record. The transcript is spliced from 4 exons. Gene Ontology annotation, biological process: zinc ion transmembrane transport. Gene Ontology annotation, molecular function: zinc ion transmembrane transporter activity.
CGACCUUCAAACAACACUCUCCGGAAGAGUGUCGUUCUCCGUUAUCUCUCUUAAUUCUUUUCAAACUCUGUCGCUGGCGACAACCCUGCUGGCAGUUCUAAUUCAUAAUUUGUGAUUCUUUCGAAAUUUUUAAUACCUAUUCAAGUCAUAAUGUCUCCCGUAGAGAAGCCAAAGUGCGGGAGCGAUACAGACGCCGCCGCGUACGAUUUUCCUCUGCACGUGGCUGCAGUGUUCAUCGUGUUCGCGGCGUCCAUCGGAGGAUGUGGAUUCCCAGUCGUCGCAAAGAAGGUCAAGUGGAUGAAGAUUCCGCCGAAGGUUUUCUUCUUCUGCAAGCAUUUCGGUACCGGUGUCCUGAUUGCUACUGCCUUUGUUCAUCUUCUCCCCACAGCUUUCCAGUCUCUCAACAAUCCAUGUCUUCCCGACCUCUUCACGGACAAAUACCCUGCUCUUCCCGGUGUCAUCAUGAUGGGUUCGCUUUUUAUCCUGUUCACGGUGGAGAUGUGGUUGAAUGCAAAGACUGGUGGCCACUCACAUGGAAGCGCAACUGGCGAUGAGUUCAACGGAGGUGCUGCACCUCGAGGCAUCCAGGCUGCAAUGAACAAUAUCACGGAGAAGAGGAACAGCUACGACUCACAGAAGACCAUGCUCACGAUUCGCGAUGACAAGAAGGGCUGGGUCGACAAUACAUACCCGGCCCAAAACUUCACCUUCCCCAAGGAGCACGAUGAGAUUGAGCCGCGAUCCGAGAUGCCACCAUGGUUCAUUGUCUUUUACGAGCAGUACGUCCGCCAGCGCGAAGAGAUGGUGAGCAUGGUCAACCGCGCGAUGCCCGCACUCCCAAGCUAUCCUCAAGAGAAGGGUCUUGAUGCGCAGGUUUCUCAUUUCGACGAGGACGUCGAGAACCAAUUCGUCGACCCUAUGGUUCUCAAGAAGCAGUCUCUCCAGAUCACCCUCAUCGAAGGCGGCAUCCUCUUUCACUCCGUUUUCGUUGGAAUGACCGUUUCCAUCACGGCAGAAGGCUUCAUCGUCCUGCUCACCGCCAUUGUGUUCCACCAGAUGUUCGAGGGUCUGGGUCUCGGAUCGCGUAUCGCAGCUGUGCCUUACCCCAACGGGAGCUGGAAGCCAUGGGCGUUGGUGGUUGCUUUUGGUACCACUGCUCCUAUCGGCCAGGCUAUCGGUCUAUUCACCCGCAGCACGUACGAUCCGAAUAGCGCCUUCGGUCUCAUCAUUGUAGGUGUGUUCAACGCCAUAUCAUCCGGUCUGCUCAUCUACGCUGCGCUUGUCGAUUUACUUGCCGAGGACUUUCUCUCUGAGGAGGCCAACCACAACCUUACCGGCAAGGACAAGACGCGUGCUUUCAUCUACGUGCUCAUGGGUGCUGCUGGUAUGGCGAUCGUAGGAGCGUUUGCCUAAGUGACCCCUGCUGCUAGGCACUAUUGACAUCUUGCGUGCCAAGGCCAGAUUUGACGACUUAUAGAGUCAACGUUGCAGUAAUUAUAGCUCAGGAUCCUUAAGGCCUUGGCAAAUCUUACCCGAGAACUGUCACCACGAACUUGCCUUUAUUUAUCAUGAUUGUGUGCUGAGAACUUUCCCACGCCUGCGUUUCUCUGCAGCUACGAUCUUUAUACGAAUAGGUGGAUAUGGACGUGGCGUUUCACGGCUAUUUCAAUUUUGGGCUAUUUGAUCCUUUCCAUUCACAAAAUGGGGCGGCCAUUCUCUCGUUAAUGUGAUCACUCUAGUAUAAUAACAUCAUGUAUUCAGUUG